This is a messenger RNA of Erythranthe guttata (spotted monkey flower), 678 nucleotides long. The record is from RefSeq and is a predicted model, not a curated record. NCBI's taxonomy places the organism in Eukaryota, Viridiplantae, Streptophyta, Magnoliopsida, Lamiales, Phrymaceae.
UCGUGUUUCAUCACACACACUGAUUGAAUGAUCCUUGGGGUUCAGUUUAGAUAGUAUACAUGCAUGUAUGUCCUCGAUUUAGUUAGAAUGAUAAAAAAGUUUAGCUAUUUAUAUUCUCUAGGACUUCUGUUAUCUAGACUGUUGACAGACUUAUCUCGAGUUGUUCUAAAUUGAGUUAGAUCAUUUAGUCGAUAUUGAAGAAAUAAUAUUUUGACAGAGUUACCUCAGUAUCUAUUAAAUGGAGGGUUCUGCCGCAACGGCGGAAUUAUUGGCAUAACUCAACCUAGGCGUGUAGCUGCUAUUACCGUCGCAAAAAGGGUUGCUGAGGAGUGUGGAGUUCCGUUGGGCCAAAAAGUCGGGUACGCCAUUAGAUUUGAUGAUGUCACUUCCAGCUCAACAACGAUCAAAUACAUGACUGACGGCUUGUUAUUGAGAGAAGCGUUAUCGGAUCGAUAUCUCUCCAAAUAUUCAGUUAUUAUUGUGGACGAGGCUCACGAGAGAACUGUCCAAACGGAUGUUUUGCUCGGCUUGUUAAAGACAGUACAGAAGGCUAGGUCUGCCAGUGACAGCAAACAUAACGGGAUGUUGUUGGAACAAGAUAACGGUGUUCAAUGUACCGGCACACCGAAGCUCAGUCGAGGCCAACGGUUGCCCCCAGGGGAAUUGUUGUUUUUUUAA